UCAAGCUCAGGGCUGAUUAAAAGAUAACAAGAGCAGAAAAAAUUCAUGCAACUACACAGACGAAAGAGACAGAAAGAGGCAGAGAAAAAAGUGACGGAGGGAGUUACUGAGAGAAACGGGAAGUGUUUCAGAGACAUGCCGAGUUGGCCACCUGUAAGCUUCACACACGCUGCAUUCAGUGACAACAGUGAACUGCGUGUGAGCGGUGGAGGGGCAGAUUAGGUGUUGUAACUUUGCAGUUUCCUGAUGGCGUCUGGUCCUGGCAGCGGAGCGGAGGAACAACCACCAGCACUGCCUCUCAAACAGCGCAGGAGCCAUUCCUCUAGAAACUCCAGUGUGGAGUCUGACUGUCUUAUAUUCAGCUCUGUUGGACUCCUGCAUCAAAACUACGCAUGCAACGAUGUCUUCCCCGAACCCACUGACUGUCAUGCAGCCCAGUGCCCCAUACACCAACGCUACGAUCCCUCCCGACACCUGGAGAGAUUUUUCUCAGAUGGCACCCCACCGCCUGUUCCAAAGAAGAAGCUAGCCCGCACUGUCUCCCUCCCUGGCACCAAGGCGCCUCCACUCUGUCCUCCGUCUCCACUGCAAAGAUACCCUCAAAACUUUGACAACCCCCUGUACAUGCUGGCCCCCAUACCCAACAUCUACUUCCAUGAGGAGAUAGAAGAGUUUCAACCAAUCAGAGGGAGUCCUGUCUCCUUGCAGUCCUUCUCCCAGUUGUCCUUUGACACCCCAGAUGAGCAUCUGCCCCACCUCUUCAGCACCUUUGAUGACCAGAGGGUUGUUUCUCAGGGGAUUCAGCAUCGCCACCUUCUCUUUCUGAGAAGCAUGGCACAGAACGUGGAGGCUGGGAUCCUGCUGCGAGGAGAGGCCGCAGAGAGGGACGUCAUCUCAUACCAGCCUGAGGAUUUCCUGCUGUGUGAGGGCAGCGAGCCAAAGCAGAUCGGCGACACGGUUUACUACACCCUGCACAGCCCCAAGCUUCCAGGGAGGAUGCUUGGUUUAAGGGCACACAAGCAGACUGACGAAGCUUCCUCGGCUCACACCAAACACCAGCCAUCGCAUGUCAACGUGCAAGAUGUUAUUACUCAAUUCCAAACAAGCAGCACCCCGAGGAGUGAAUCCAGCAUAUUACAAAACCAAGAUCCCUUUUUUCCUCUCAAGUCGGACUGCACUGCUGCUAAAUCACCAGGUGGAGGCAGCACUGAGUGUGCCACAGCUCAUGAGAACAUUAGUCUGCCCUCAGUUCAGUCUUUCCUCCAGAGAGGCCUCUCUGUGAGCGUUGAGAGAGACUUCCCACAAGCCACUCUGGAGGACUUUGUUCAGGACAGCAGCUCUCUGCAGAGCACAGAUUGUUUGGAUUACGACAGACAGGUAUGUGCUCUGUUGCUGCAGGUAUUAAUGGGCUCACAACAUCUGUACAUCAGCGCCACUGCUGCUGAGCUCAGACCUCGGGGGAUCUUUUUAGUGUGGCCCAGCAGGGAGAAUGAAGAGGGAGAAAACAAGCUAGAGCAUGAUGCCUCUGAAAUAAAGAGCAGUUUCAAGACCAGCAGAUGGAAAGAUGAAAUGGAGCGGGUACAGGUGGCGAAACAAGGAAAGAUCCAGAUGUUAUGGAAGACAUAUGGCUCCCCUCGUGUGGUGUUGACCCCGCUGUCAUCUGCUCUGUCUGUUCCUAACCCCCUCACCUACAUCAAAUCCCAGAUUGGAAACCUAAUUCAAUACUGCUUCCACUCGCAGGAGAGCCAAACACCUCUGGGCUCAGCUCCAACCCUGUUCAUGUCCUCACACCGACAGGGCCUUCUCUAUCUGGCCUCUCUGCUCCAUAGUGACAGCAGCGGGCCACAGAUGGCCGACAUGGUGGCCAUGCUUCAGGUGCUCCUCUGGGGGCCACGGGUCCCACUCUUCAAUCACAGAGGCUCUAUGACCACCGCCGUACACAACUGGUUGACGAUCAAGCGAGCCCUGCUGGUGAUGAAGUUGGCCGAGAGAGGGCUGAUCCAGGAUCAGUCGGCUCUCAACUGGGAGGACUGUAUGUGCCUGCAAUACCUGUCGUUUACAGACCCCGAGACAGUUGUGAGCGUGACCAGUCAGCUAUGGCUCACUCCGAAUACAGACAGUCCAUCUUGAAUUGAAGUCAUUCCCUUAAGGACUCAUGCUGGGUAGUUCAAGUGCAACAUAUAUCAAUCAGCCAAAACAUUAAAACCACUGGCGUGUGAAGUGAAUAACAUUGAUCAUCCCGUUACAAUGCAAUGUUCUGUUAGGAAACCUUGGCUCUUGGCAUUCAGGUGGAUGCCACUUGAUACACUUCACCUACCCAAACAUUGUUAUAGACCAAGUGCCAUCCCUCAUGACAAAGGUACACCUCAAUGGCAGUGGCCCCUCAGCAGGACAAUGCACCAUACCACCCCACAAAAACUGCUCAGGAAUGGCCAAAGGGACAUGACAAAGAGCUCAAGGCAUCAACAAGGCCUCCGAAUUCCCCAGACCCCAAUCUGACCAAGCAUUUGGUGGGACAUGCUGGUACCCCAUCUCACAACCAACAGGUCCUAAAGGAUCGGCCACCAACGCCCUGCUGGCAGACACCAAGGGACAUCCCCCUAGAAAUCCUUGGUUCAUGCCUUGACAUGUCAGAGCCGCAUUCGAUUCAAGGAGGCCUAACUGUGAAUUGGAGGUACCUCUGGAACAUCCACCGAAUGCUUGGUCAGAUUAGGGUCUAGGAAUUUGGCACACUGUCAUGUUCCUCAGGCCAUUCCUAAACAGUUUUUGCGGCUACUGUCAUCGAGCAGUGUCGCUGCCAUGAAAGGGGGUACCUGGUCUGCAUUGGUGUUUGGAUGAGUGGUGUGUGUCAGGUGGCACCCACAUGAAUGCCAGGACCAAAGGUUUCCCACCAGAACAUUGCAUUGUAUCAAGACGAUCAGUGUUAUUCCCUUCGCCUGUCAGUGAUGGGUGUAAGUGGUCAACUAUCAGUCUGCAUUAUGUACCAUGCUCAAAAAUACACUAAGAAUGUGCAUUUGAUUGGACUAAAAGCCAUUUCCACUCUUCCUGUUUAUAACAAUUCGAACAUUCAUAUACUGCUCUUCAUAACUUGAAACAGUGGUUCCCUGCUGGUGGGUUGUGGGUCCAUUCUGAAUGGACCGCAAGUGACUCAUAAAUGUGUCAAGUCUGUAAAAACAUACUAGAUUUUGAUGUACAGUGAAUUCCAGCACAGAGCUUUUACUUUGAAGUGUCGUUUCCAACUGUAGAGUGAGUAGCAAAUGGACAGCUAACUGACAGAGACAGCAAACUAGCGCGAUGACAUGGACAAAUGCAACAAUGACGCUGAAUUUAUUCAACUGUGUGGACCUUGAACUGAUGACUAUGGUGAAAUCUGUACCUCUUGACUGGACCAGUUGGGAACCACUGACGUGAAAUUAAAGAUAAGAUAAACUUUAUUGUCCUGAAUGAAAUUUGUCUUGGGCAAAAAAAAAAGUGCUGCACACAGCUGCAUGACAUUCUCGUACAUAACAAUACAUAACAACAGGACAAACAAUAUACAAUGGACAGGAUGGUAUCACAUGACCUGGACACAAAAAUUGAGGUGAAAACUCAACAUGACCAACACCAAACAUACAUGAGCUGCAGUGCUAGAGCCUGGGUCGCUAGCUGAGCAGUGCCACUGUGAGUUAUGUAAUACAAUGCUGCACUUUAAACAUGUUGCUUUAUAUUAAUCAUUCCCAGCUCCUAUUACAAGUGAUGGAAUUGUACAUGUACAAACUAUUUUCUUCCAAAAUUAGAAUAGUUUUGGUUAUUUCAUGAAAGACUUCUUUAUAUCGCUUUGCUUUCAGGGGCUCUAAGACACAACAUCGUUUAAAUAAUUGUACCAAAGUUGUCUUGCUUGUCCUCACUGACUUCACUGUAUCAUUACUCUUAAUAAAUCAUGAAGAUGGCUAUAACAGUGAGCCACCAAAGGUCUCAAUGUGUCAGAGGAAGUGCUUUUCAGAACCAAAUAGCAGCAUCUUAAAACUUCUUUCCAACAUCAAAAUUUAGCCAUCAAUUAAAGUAACACAAUUAUACUUUACACAGCAGAUUAAAAGUAUACUUGUCAUACAGAUUCGUAGAGAAGUAAUCUUUCUCCGUCAUCAUUUAUGUCCUACUAGCAGUGUGUGGCGGUGCAUUUAUCUGCAGACUCUGCCCUCUGCCUGUAUUUUCUUAUUUUCUAUGUUCAAGAUGUUCAUGGGUGAGGCUCAGGUGAGGCUGGGGCUUUAUAAAAAGGCAGCAAACAGGUGUCAGAUCAUAAGCAGCAUUCAUCCCAGAGAAAACAGUGCUGAAAAACAUAAAUAUAGCAACAUGAAACAGCAAACGUGAAUCUGGGGUUGGCUUUUACCUUCACUUAUGCUGAUGGGCGCAUUUACAAAGAGUAACUGACAAUCCUGCAUAGUAUACAUUUAACAGGUGCACAGAGAUGUGAAAGUAGGGCUGUGCUGAAUUGACCCGAUUUAAAUAAAGUGAUUUAUCAGAUUAAAUGAGUUUUCCUUGAACAAAUAUCU
Epinephelus fuscoguttatus (brown-marbled grouper) is the source of this 4529-nucleotide messenger RNA. It is a transcript of the gene peak3, whose product is annotated as PEAK family member 3. Gene Ontology annotation, molecular function: protein kinase activity. Gene Ontology annotation, biological process: protein phosphorylation. Bases 247 to 2130 code for a protein of 627 amino acids. Lineage: Eukaryota; Metazoa; Chordata; Actinopteri; Perciformes; Serranidae. The transcript is spliced from 4 exons. The record is from RefSeq and is a predicted model, not a curated record.